CGUGAGAAUCCUUUCAGCUUUUUAGAGAAACGUGAGAAUCCUUUCAGCUUUUUAGAGAAACGUGAGAAUCCUUUCAGCUUUUUAGAGAAAUGUGAGAAUCCUUUCAGCUUUUUAGAGAAACGUGAGAAUCAUUUUAGUGUGUAGUCAUUUCCAAGUAAGUGUCAUAAGUGUGUGGAUUUUACAUAUAUAUUGACAUACGGUGGUAACAUAUAAUUUACUACCUCAGACCAUUUGAAUUCAGUAUAAUACACAACCUUUGUUAAGAAUGUCUAUCCGAUCCGCUGCCUAUAACCACGAUGAAGAUAUCCUUCUAUGUAGGGUUUAUAUCGAAACUUCUGAAGAUCCAAUUAUUGGAGUGUACCAAUCAAGUGACCGAUUGUGGUCUCGUAUUGAAGAUGCUUUCAACAAAGAAAAAUUGGAGCAUUGGGAGAUGCGUAGUAAGAGAUCUAUGCAAUCCCGACUUGACACUAUCCAAAAAGCAGCAAGAAGACUUCAUGCUUGCAUAAAACAAGUUGAAAAUAUGCAUCAAAGUGGUGCUUCAAAUGAAGAUAUUAUGCUCAAAGCUAAAGUGUUGUUCACAAAAGACACGAAGUUCAAAUCAGGUUGGAAGUUCGAUCAUGUGUGGGAUAUUGUAAAAAAUUUUGAAAAAUUUAAAGAUUGUUCUUCAAGUAGCAGGAGAAAUCCAUCUUUCAACUAUCCCUCUUCCGAGUCGGAAAAUCCAACUCCAGAUUCUGUUGGGCAGGCAUCCCCCGGCGUCUCCUCCUUUUCUAUUAACCUAAACGAUUCAGUAAUUGGUUCUCCGUCAGAAAGACCUAUUGGAGUGAAAAAGGCAAAACUGAAAAGAAAAAGUGAUGAUAAUACAUCACUGCAUAUAAAUGGUAUGCAGGAAACAAGUGAAAAAAUGGUUGAAGAACUAAGAAGGAUAAAUGAACAAAUGCAAUAUCAUAAUGCAUUGAAAGAGAUAAAGGAAGAAAAUAAAAUUUUAUUGAAAGAUUCGAGUAAAAUAAGAGAUCCACAGCUUCGAACAUUUAUUGAGGCUGAACAAGCACGAAUAAUGGAAAAAAGAGCUCAAAAUCAAGAUCAACCAGAUCCAUUCGCGACGGGUACAUUUUCAGGAUAUUUCAAUAAUCUUGGAGGAAGUGAUGCUAAUUUAUCAGAUUAUUAAUUAUUGUAUUAUUUAUGUUGUAAUUUUAAUUAUUGUAUUAUUUAUGUUGUAAUUUUAAUUAUUGUAUUAUUUAUGUUGUAAUUUUAAUUAUUGUAUUA
Impatiens glandulifera is the source of this 1263-nucleotide messenger RNA. RefSeq lists its product as uncharacterized. The coding region runs from base 266 to 1165 and encodes 299 amino acids. Lineage: Eukaryota; Viridiplantae; Streptophyta; Magnoliopsida; Ericales; Balsaminaceae. The transcript is spliced from 2 exons. The record is from RefSeq and is a predicted model, not a curated record.